Auanema sp. JU1783 is the source of this 1842-nucleotide messenger RNA. Lineage: Eukaryota; Metazoa; Nematoda; Chromadorea; Rhabditida; Rhabditidae. The record is from the annotation of a GenBank genome assembly.
AUGCUGAAUGUAUCAUCCAGUUUGUGCCAAAGACCAACAAGCCCUCCUCGGACGACAAGAAAGAGAAAGCUCGAGGACUUCUUCACUCCAACUCGGAAAAGUGUAUCUCCAAAGCUUCAUCGAUCAUAUCGUUUAUCUGCUGAGUUCAAGAACGAUAGUAGUGAAAGAGCUUCUAAAACAUUAUCAUUAUCUCAAGACGAGAGAUUGAAAGAAAAACCUUAUUGGAAUCCUUCUGAUACUGAAAAUUUUAUGGAAACUGAGCCCACCAUUCACGGAAACAUAUCAAAGAGAGUUCCUCGAUCGUGUACGCCUACGGAUUCCAUGCAAACCGACGAAGAUGAUAUGGAUUUCGAGGAAUCUUCUCAUACUAGGAAUGACAAUAGCUCCGUAAUCAGUAACAGUGACGGAAACUUAGUUGAAACCUCCAGCUCUACUGAGUCUACAGAUAGAUCCAUGGUGCUUGUCAGAACAAGGGAUAUUUCUGUAAAAGAUCUAUCAACGGAGACGGAUGUUGUUAGCACUACCACCCCUGAAAUCGUUGUGAACGAAAAGGCAGUCGCUAGCUCCAGUUCUUCAGAUAGUUUGGGAGAUGAAAGUAAUAAUGAGCAGCAGAACGAUAACGACAAUGAGAUGCAAGACGAUUCUAACAACGACGAGAAAGAUGACGAAGAAUAUGGUAACGAUGAGUAUGAAGUUUGGAGGGUGAUGAAACGAACUGUUAAUGCACAAGGGGAGGAAGCUUUCAUUGUUUAUUGGAAAAACUAUAACUACACGUUCUGCACUAUGCAGUCGCGUGGUGACUUAGAUGGGUGUCCUGAUGAACUCAAAAAUUUAGAAGAUAAAGAAGUAGCGCUCAAAGCUAUUAUGAGGAAUCUUCGUAGUCAUGGUUCAAGAUAUGAUAAACCCAUAGAAAUGUUGUUCACGCCUAUGGACAUUCCUGACUUUUUGCCUCCCGGUCAGAGCAACAUUCCGGAUGAUCAAUUUAUGGCAUUAGCUAACACUUCAAAACACGGGUAUUGGAGAAUUAAACAAUUAGAAGUUCAAUGGAAUGAUGUAAUUCGUAAUUAUUAUGAUAAGAGGCGUCGGAAGAUAGCUCCGUUAUAUGUAGAAGGCUGGCAUCCUUCGGCGUUCGCUUCAUUGCCUAAGUUCACUUUUAUUGUUGGUUCUAGUAGGUGGUCUGAUUCUGCCAAAAAAAUGAGAUACAAGGCAGUGAAGGAUCUUUGCUCAUGUUGCGUUUGUGUUCAGCCAUGUCACAACUGUUCUGCAAGAGCGGAGGAAGAAUAUUCUGUAUUUUGUCCCAUUGAAAAUGGCCUUUUAAAAAUUCCGAAGCACGUAAAAGGAAGUUACUUCUGGACUUAUGAAUGCGACGGAUACAAACAAUGUACAUGUAAGAAAUGUGAAUAUCGUUUAUUAACUAGAGGUAGAAAGGUUGCUUUAGUUGUAUUUUACGAGCCUAAAAAAGGCUGGACCGUCAGGGCUUCGCAAGAUAUCAAAAUGGGCCAAUUCAUAGCUGAGUAUGUUGGAGAGGUUGUUACUGCUAAGGAAGCCAAUCGGAGAGAUACUAGUUACCAAUUUGAAAUUGGAAAAUUUUGGUAUGUAGAUGCAUUACCGUAUGGAAACGAGUCGCGGUUCUUCUCGCACAGUUGCAAACCCAACUCACUUGUUGUCCGUGUGUACGGCUUGAAUCAAGCCAUUCAUAAGGUUGCUGUGUUUGCCUUGCGAGAUAUAAAAAUUGGAGAGGAAAUAACAUUUGAUUAUCACCCCGACUAUUCACCAGGUGAUUUACCUAGAGGGUCUGGGGGCUGUGAAUGCAAGGAGUCCACUUGUAGAGGUUGGCUUUAA